CUCUUCAGUGCUCCGGUGGACUGAUUCACUUAGAGUCGUUUCCUUUCACCCUCCUGCUGCCAGGUACUUUUUUAAAAAAACAUGAUCAGAAGGACUGGACCGUUCCCUCCUCUAUUGUGAUUGGAGCCCACCUCCUGCUUCCUGUCUGCUAUUUCCCAUCUGUAAACAGUUCUGGGAAGACAGGAUCCAGAGACGAGUUUGCAUAAAAGGAGGAAAGGCAGACGAGCUUGAGUGCCGAGAAAUGAAGUGGCUGGGGAGAAGUUAUCUGGAACUGAGUGCAAUUAUUUAACCACCUCUGGGGAAAAGAAAGAAACCACAGCCGGAGAAAGAUUUUUAUUUUUAUUUAUUUUACUUUCACUUUUGGAGCUAGCGAUCGUCGAGCUGUGACUGCUUCGUUUGACAGGACUCAGAUAUUCAGGGAGAGGGCUGGCAAGUUUGGUCUCGUUUGGCUGAAGGCCCAGAGGGCAAAGGCAGUGGGAGCAGUGGGAACUUCAGAAUGCAAUGUGCUCGGUGCUGGGAAUAUGGAGUCCAGAAAUCCUGGAUCUAUAGGAACCGAAGGGAGGUAAACACAAGAUUGCAGUAACUACAGGGUAAUGACCUUCGUCUGCCUCGUGACUGGAUGAAAUUGGAACCCUCCUUCUUUCAGCACCAUGCAUCUGAGCUUCUGCAUCUUCCUCGCAACACAGCUGCUUCUCUACCAGGAAGUCUCCUCCUGUACUGAUUCAGAGUACAAUAUCCGUGGCGAAUGCUGCCCCAGGUGUAAUCCAGGAUACAGAGUCGAGAGACACUGCACAUCUGGUUCCAGUACAACGUGUGUUCCUUGUGGUUGGAGGACAUACACGAACCAGUCAAACGGGCUGACAAAGUGCUUUAAAUGUCAAGAAUGUGAAUCAGCAGGAGCCCAUCUAAGAGUUAAAGAAGAAUGCACGUAUACAAAGAACACAGUCUGCUCUUGCAAGCCUGGGUAUUAUUGCACUCAGUUCAUUGACCACGACUGCGAACAGUGCUCAAAGCACACCAUUCCUCCACCUGGUUUUAUGGUGACACAGCCAGGCACAGAAACCAAUGACACCCAGUUCGUACCCUGUCCUCCUGGGACCUAUUCAGAGACUGAGAUGUCCACCUCCUGUGAACCUUGGACUAAUUGCAGUAAGGCAGGCAUGAUAGAAGAACGAGCCGGCACAGCAGUUUCCAAUGCAGUUUGCGCAUGUGUUGGCCAGAAACAGGUGCCUGUGCCGGUAUUUGUAGCUAUUACUGCCAUUCUUGGUCUGCUGGUCCUUGCCUUAAUAUGUGGCUUCAUAAUAUGGCAAUGGAGGAAGCGCAUCAAAAAACGUGCUGCCAGAGUACAAGAGGAACAACGAAAUGGAAAUUAUCUCCCUGUUCAAGAGAAUGACAAUAUGGUGGCACCUAUGCAGGAAACGGGUCAACACCCUGGAGAACCAGCAUUCACAAUGGCAUGAGUGACCAGAAUUUUUGGUUCAGGAAGCCCUGGUGCACCUUGCAAGCAACAGCCGUGGACAUAUGCACUGGAUGAACUUUUAGAGAAGGGGAAACACAUUAGUUAAUGCAAUAUAAAACAGGAAGUGGCUAUUUUCCCCUCUGAGCUUCUCAUCAUCCAUCUUGAAGAGGCAAGUUUCAGUGACGAAAGUGGAAGAUGUGGAAAUCUUCACUGAAGGACAGAUCAAGGCUGAAGAGAGAACAUAUCUAGGGGAAAAGGAGAAGACCAUCAAACUAUGAAAUUCAUACCAGAAGAUAUAGUGAUGGCCACCAACUUGGAUGACUUUAAAAGACAAAUUCAUGAAGGAAAUGGAUUUGUAUGGACACUAUUCAGGUCCUGCUUGUAGCUAUCUGGUUGGACAUUGCGAGAACAGAAGGCAGGGCAUAUUGGCCUUUGGUCUGAUCCCCAGCAGGGCUCUUCUGGUAUUCUGAAAGAAGGCAGAGUGUUUCUGACACAGGAGGUUCACUACAUCAAUAAAACAAUGCAUUUCCCAGG
Podarcis muralis (Common wall lizard) is the source of this 1993-nucleotide messenger RNA. RefSeq names its product TNF receptor superfamily member 14 (gene TNFRSF14). NCBI's taxonomy places the organism in Eukaryota, Metazoa, Chordata, Lepidosauria, Squamata, Lacertidae. Gene Ontology annotation, cellular component: external side of plasma membrane; membrane. The record is from RefSeq and is a predicted model, not a curated record. Gene Ontology annotation, molecular function: protein binding; transmembrane signaling receptor activity. Gene Ontology annotation, biological process: positive regulation of peptidyl-tyrosine phosphorylation; negative regulation of alpha-beta T cell proliferation; immune response.